Molecule: messenger RNA, 2988 nt
Organism: Plasmodium knowlesi strain H
Lineage: Eukaryota; Apicomplexa; Aconoidasida; Haemosporida; Plasmodiidae
Product: succinyl-CoA ligase, putative
Exons: 1
Coding region: 1-2988 (995 amino acids)
Molecular function (GO): acetate-CoA ligase (ADP-forming) activity; ATP binding
Source: RefSeq, a predicted model, not a curated record
AUGAUUCUAAGCAAGCGCAGCAAUAGAUUGAGCGUUCUGCGGAACUAUUACAGCGUGUGGGUGGGGUAUAACCAAAAUGUACAGCAGGUAGAGAACUUCAAGAACAGUCUGAACUAUCUGUUCAAGCCAAAGAGCAUUGGAGUGAUCGGAGCAACGGAAAGGGCCGGAUCCGUAGGAAAUUCUAUCGUAAAGAAUCUUAUGCAGGGAGAAGAAUCUUACAAACUAUACUUUGUCAACAGUAAGGGAAAUAAAGUGUACAACCGAGAUAGCUACAAAACAAUUGGAGAUGUUCCAGAGGAAAAUAUCGACUUGGCCGUCAUAGCCGUUCCAAGGAAUCACGUCUUAGGAGUGAUGAAGGAUUUGAAAAGUAAAAAUGUAAAAGGUGUAGUAAUCGUAACUGCUGGUUUUAAGGAAACAGGUUCAGAAGGAACAAAGCUAGAGCAACAAAUCAUAGAUGUAGCAAAAACUAAUGGGAUCAGAAUUAUAGGCCCAAACUGUCUAGGUAUUAUCCAUUCUUACCACAAUAUGAACGCUUCCUUUGCUGACAACACAAUAUUAAAAGGGAAUUUUUCAUUGCUAUCUCAGAGUGGAGCCAUCUGUUCAGCUGCGUUAGAUCUAUCUCUACAACACAAUAUCGGAUUCUCUCACUUCAUUUCGGUUGGUUCUAUGUGCGAUGUGCAGUUUUAUGAAUUAGUGGAGUAUCUUUUCUACGAUGAGAACACCAAGUAUAUCCUACUCUAUGUAGAAUCCAUCGGAGACAUGAACAAAUUUAUGGCCGUUUGUAAGAAGGUCUGUCUGUACAAACCCAUUAUCCUUUUGAAGAGUGGAAAAACGGCCAAAGCAGCAGAAGCAGCUAUUUCACAUACUGGUUCUAUGGUCGGAAAUUACGAAAUAUUCUAUGCAUCUAUGAAAAAAUUAGGGGUUCUAGUAGUAGAUAAUUUUGAAGAACUAUUCAACAUGUGUAAAAUACUUAACCUCUCCAAAUAUCCAGAGACGAAUGAAGUUUGUGUAGUGACCAAUGCAGGAGGUCCAGGGGUUCUUCUCGUAGAUAAUAUUACCAGGAAUGAUGGGAAUUUAUCCAAGCUGAAUGAUAAUUUAAAGAAAAAGCUAGAUGCAUUUUUACCCCCUUCAUGGAGUAAAGCCAACCCAGUAGAUAUCCUUGGAGAUGCUUCUCCAUUGUUGUAUAAAAAAACAAUAGAAGCGCUAUUAAAAGAUGAACAAUUUAAGAAUAUCAUAAUUUUGUUGUCUCCACAAAGUGUUACUGAACCAAUGAACACUGCAAAGGAAAUCAUCAGCGUAAAGGAUGAUAUGGCCAAUAAGGGAAAACUGCUUCUCUGCAACUACCUAGGAGGAGUAUCCCUAGAAGAAUCUACUAACUUUCUAAAUAAAAAUAACAUACCAACCUUUAUUCACCCAGAGCACUCCGCACAAAAUUUGUUGAAGCUGUAUAAAAAUAUCAUUCACAUUCAGAACUUGUAUGAAGAAAUCCCCACCUUCCUGGCAGAUGCAGAACAGAAUCAUUAUGUGAAUGGAAUCAUCUAUAAACACCACUUUGGAAAAAAAAUUAACGUCGACCACUCCAACGUGGGUGAAAAGGAAGGAAACACUAAACACCACAUCAGUAGCGGCACACCAGAAGACAUAAUACAGAAUGCCCUGAAAAAUAAAAACUACAUUUUAAAUGAAUUUGAUUCCAAAAAAAUUCUCCAGAGUUAUGGCAUACCAACCGUUUCAACAGAAGUGUUCUACACCUUAGAAGAAAUACAAAAUAAUCUUUCAAAAAUCACCUUCCCCUGUGCCAUGAAAAUAUAUUCGGACACCAUUACACAUAAGAAGGAUAUUGGGGGAGUUAUCCUUAACAUUAAGAAUAAGGAAGAACUCAUUGAAUCAUAUAAGACUAUUCACCAAAACGUAAAAAAACAUAACCUAGAAAGUGAAUUCAAAGGAGUUACCAUUCAGACCAUGAUAGACACAAACGAUGGAAUUGAAUUAAUAUUAGGAUACUAUUUUGAUCAGAACUUCGGACCCGUUUUAAUGUUCGGUUCAGGUGGAUCCUACGUAGAAAUAUUUAAAGAUAAUGUUCUCUUGAUUCCCCCGCUGAGUUAUUCGUAUACCCACCACAUGAUGAAGGAAACAAAAAUUUAUAAUGCCUUAUUGGGCAAAUCUUCGAGAUUUAAAAAAUGUGAUAUGCCAAUGCUCAUUAACAAGAUUAUCAACUUUUCCGAUCUUAUUUUGGAUCUCCUUCCUUAUAUCAACGAGUGUGAUAUAAACCCCUUGUUCGUUUCAGGAAGCAACAUUGUGGCGCUCGACGCUAGAUUUACCCUCCGAAAAAAUGUAAACGCGGAGACGUUCAAGUCUGCCAAGAACAACUCCCUGUACAGCAACUUCGCGAAGAAGUACCCAGUCGAUAUGGUCUUCUUUGAUGGGGACACUUCCGGGGAAAAAAGCAAAAAAGGCCAAGAAGCAGACGCACAGGUGAAGAAGGAUGCAUCAUGUGAAGGAACUACCCCACCAGUGGACCUCCCUCACCAGUUCGCUUCCGUCACCAGGUCCAUCCAUCCCUACGAUGUCAAACUUAUGCACACCUUUCUCCAAAAGAACGCCAAAGAAUUACACCAGAGUACCUUCUUCUUCACCACGGAGGACACCAUCAAGACGAAGCUAUUUGCCUUCGAGCUGUGCAAUGCGGAUUACGACCUUUACAAUGUUAUUCUCCACAUGCAGAACAACAAAGUUAGCGGCUUGAUAAAAACAGAGAAAAGGCAAGAUUCCAACCAUUGCUAUCCUUAUGCAACGGAUGCAGCCACUUUUACGCACUUGAUCCAGAAGCUAAAUUCUUUUUCGAACAAGCAAAAUUGCACAUCGAACUUUGUGUACCUUAAGAAGGACUCCCCCUUUGCGGAACAACUCAAGUCCAUGUCCUACGAGGUGGACUACGAGCAAGGGGAUAUAAUCUGCUACGUUGGCGCUACCAAAACGAGCUCGUAA